CCGAGUUUGGUCGCCUGGUAGAUCAACUCCACAUUAUCCGACAUUAUCCCACUCACUUAAUAAGCCAAAUGGAAAAUAAAAAAAUAAUAAUCGUACUAUCCGUAUGUCUAUCAUACGCUUUGGGUUACAAUUAUAAUUUAAAUUACUAUCCUUACUUUCCAAAUAAUAAUUUCUGCAAUGAUUUGUCCCCUUAUUACGGAAAUAUAAGUUUGGAUUUUAUUUCCGGAGUUUGGUAUGGUGUCGAAAAAAUACCUCAUAAUAAAGGUGAAUACAAAAUAGACUACACUAAAGAGUGUUUCUACAUUGAUAUAAAGGAGGAGAAUGUACAGCCGACUCCUCCCACGUACCCGCCGCUGGCGUACCCGUACCUCAGCACGAGUUACGGGUUCAACCAGCCGGAGCCCUACCGCAUGCGGUACUUCGUCGUCGAAUGGCACGAGGGCCUGUUCCGCAGCGACUACCAUGUCAAAGUCAACACUUCGCACAUGGGCUUCUGGAUAUCGAAUGUACCCAGCACAGCCGUAGAAAACAUGUACCGUUAUUUCGGCGGAGUAAUUCAGGUGCUAAAGGUGGCUAAUAACCACUUGGUGCUGAACUUCUGCAAGACGAUGCCCUAUCGAGAGUUCUACAGCGUCGUGUUCUCGAGGAACGAGAACCAGCUCACGCCCGAGGACCUGUCCAGCAUCCACAGCAUCUUCACCACCAAACAUCUGUCCACUUCGGCCUUGAAGCGAGUAUGCGACAACUCAGGGACGAUGAUUCAAUUCUCGGUGGUUAUGUUACUAUUUACCAGUUUGUUAAUAUGGAGGUCUGAUGCAUAGAUAAUGCCACUAUAUGUACCUACUAUUAUUGUCGUUGUACAGUCUGAGUCCAAGAAUUUAUAUGAAGCAUUUUGUAUAUCCCAUGUAUUUUUUUAUACCUAUCUAUUUUACAUAUUCAUUGCGGCCAUUGCAAUAGUCUUUUUGACAAAACAGUCAGAUUGUGGCAGACUGUAUGUUCGUUGGUUUAAGGAAAAGCUCUUAAUGUAAGUACUAGUAAGUAGGUACUACUUUGCUCCAAUAAUUGCUCUAGUUGAUGGAAAAUAUGAAUAUUAAUAAACAGUUUUGAAACUCCAGUUGGUAUGUAUAAGUACUUACAUACUACAAAAACAUUUUUAGGUAAUGUAAAUUAUUCAUAUAUUUUGCGAUUA
Molecule: messenger RNA, 1189 nt
Organism: Leguminivora glycinivorella
Lineage: Eukaryota; Metazoa; Arthropoda; Insecta; Lepidoptera; Tortricidae
Exons: 3
Coding region: 69-821 (250 amino acids)
Source: RefSeq, a predicted model, not a curated record